Messenger RNA from Brugia pahangi, 408 nucleotides. The record is from the annotation of a GenBank genome assembly. Lineage: Eukaryota; Metazoa; Nematoda; Chromadorea; Rhabditida; Onchocercidae.
AUGGGUUCAAAAAUUUGUUUAUCCCAUCAUCAAGGAUUUCUGGAGCAGAAAUGGCAGCACUUUGCACACUUUGAUAGUCCUUCUUUACCCCGUACGGUUACUGAUAUUUUCUCGGGCAAUGUGUGUUUCAAAGCAUGUAGUAUGGAAGAUAUCCAAUUAGCGGCUCAGAGAGCUGGUGAACUAUUCGUAACUGUGCGAUACUGUAUUAUUACAUUAACCAUAUUCGUUAUUAUUUGUAUGAUUUUACUCUCCGUGGCACUCGCUUGGUAUCUAUUCAAGACAACGCUAGUUUUUGAUAGACGUUCUGAACUAUCUAUCGAAUCUACAUUCAAUGGAAUAUCCAUGUCCAGUAGUCGUUAUCAGAAAACUGGACCACCAACUCAAACGAAAGAAAGUCUCAGAAACUGA